CCACCCCCUCUGGAGAGUAAACCCAAACGUGUAUUGUCUUGUGCUGCACCAAGAACUGCACAGCAUAAACUCAUGAAAUUCGCCCCCUCCAACAACGGGGAGGAAGAUCUGCACAGCUUUUUGUCCUCCAGUUAUGAAUCCACAAACUGGUUUCGAGAAAACAAAAACAAGUUUACUAGCUUCAAAAGAUAGAUCUUAAAGGAUUACAAGGGAUGGGCAACCGAUCAAAGCAGAUGACUAAGCAAAUAAAACAAACACGCAAACUAAGCUUAACACACUAACAAAACCGGUUACAAGCAGUAGUAUUUCUCACCCUAAAUGUUGUUCUAGGCUGACUGCAGACGUUCUUGAAGACAGGCUGCUCUUGCUUGCAGCUUGGAACUCCAGGUAUUUCUUUCACAGCAGGGAUCGGGGGCUCAGAUGGAGCCAGGGCACCCGGUGCAGCUGGUGCAUCUGGACGAGGAAAGGGGCCUGACCCUGGACGAGGAGGCCCUGAGAUGCUGCCUGGAGCAGGGUGGGGUGAGGGACACCCCUGUCUGCCUGGUGUCCAUCAUCGGGGAGCAGCGCCGGGGCAAAUCCUUCCUGCUGAACUACCUGCUGCGCCGGCUCCGGAGUCCGGGUGCAAGGGAUGGGUCAUGGAUGGGACGAGAGGAUGAGCCCCUGGAGGGGUUCAAGUGGCGAGUCGGUACCCAGAGAGUCACCGAGGGGGUGUGGGCCUGGAGUCAGCCCUUCUGGGUCCCCGCCAAGGCGGGGAAGGUGGCCGUGCUGCUGGUCGACACCGAGGGCUCCAUGGUCAUUGAAAGCAACAAGGAGACGAGCAUCAAACUGUCUGCCAUGUCCAUGCUGCUCAGCUCCUACCAGAUACUGAAUAUUUCCUCUCAGGUGAAGGACCCAGAUCUCGAAUACCUGGAGAUGUUUCUGCACGUGGCUGAAGUGGUGGGAGAGGCCUAUGGACUGGAGCCCGUUCAGCACCUAGACCUGCUGGUGCGGGAUUGGAGCAACACCCUGGUCCUUGGAGUCGAGGGUGGAGAGCAGCAUCUGAGAGACGUCAGACAGAUGCUGGCGGCGACGUCCCCUUGCAAACACCCCAAGGCCCUGGAAGUGCUGAGCAGAAGCAGCAGCCGCUGUUACCUGAUGCCCUUACCUGGCAAGCGGAUCUCAACUGGCAGUGAGGGAAAGCUAAGAGACAUGGAUGAGGAUUUCCGGGACAGCCUGAGGGACUAUGUCACCGCCCUGGUGGGCUCGGCUGGUCGACACGUCCGGAGGGACCGGCAUGGGGCGCUGCUCACCGGGAAACAGCUCGCUGCCAAGAUAAAGAAUUUCUCUGAUGUGAUGAGGAAACAUCGUUCUGGUUUCUCCUCUCUCUGUCAGAUGGCCAUCGCCUUCCACAACCAGAGAGCCCUGGACAGAGCCCGCCAUGACCAUGCUGCGUUUCUGAGGGAGAAGGACGGUGACUCCCAGAACAUCUUCAAGUGCCUGAAGGUGCGGCCGAGCAAGAUGGUGGAGCAGUUUGCGGAGAGGCGAGAGCUGUUGCUGCGGAGGUGCCGGACAGACAUGCGGGAACCAGCGCCGGAGAAAGAGGCCCUGCUGAUGGAGCUGGAGGAGGAACUGACACGGGAGCCUGAGACCUUCCUGAAGAACUACAGGAAGCGCUUCAAGAAAUUUGCCAUUUCGGCAGGCGUGGGGGCGGGGGCCCUGGUUCUGGGACCGGUGUGCGGAGCUGCCGGUGCCGCGAUUGCUGGUGCUGUCAUCGCUGCCGAGGCGACUGGGGCAUUUGUCGCGGCUGAGGUGAUGGCCAUUGGGGUUGGGGCGGGCGCUGCAGCUGGGAUUGUUGUGGGUGGGGGCGCGGGCGGGGGAGUAGGUGGGAACAUCGCCCGGAGGGAUAGGCAGAGGGCUGAGGCUGCUGGUGGUGGGAGGGAGGAAGGGGAUGGAACUGAGGAUCUAUCCGAUGACAGCCCCCUGAUCUGAUUAGUGCCUCCCACCCUCCCAAUCUGGGGCUGACGAAUGGGGUGACGGGGCUGCAGCGUGGCCCAGACACGUCCCCCAGAAGCCACCCCAGAGCAGGGAGCCGUCGCUCACAGAUUCUAAGAAGGGACAUUUACAUUCUCUCAUCUGACCUGCUGUGCCACCCAGGCUGGAGAACGCCGCCCACUUCCCCCUGCGUUGGGCCCAAUAUGUGGCGUUGGACUAAAUCAUCUCCCAGAAAGGCGGCCAGUCUGGCUCAGAAGCCAGAACAGACGGAGACCCCACUGCUUUCCCACUGGUGAAUCACUCGCGCUGUGAAAAAUCAGUCCCUCGCUUCCAAUGGGAGUGUGUCUGGCUUUAACUUCCAGCCCUCGGUUCUCGCUCUGCCUUCCUGCGAAGUUGCAGGGCCGCUCCAGCUGUAACGUGAAAUGCUUGGAAACGCCCGGCCGAUGGUCCUGUCCCGAGAUCACCUGCUGGGGUGACAAUGGGCACCUGGCUGAGUUCCUACAAUGACUGUCGUGUGGUCCGGUCCUGGGGGACAGAUCUCCAGCCACCCCUCUGAGCGGGAAGGCGGGUUCUAGGGAGAGGGCACAGGAAGAU
Molecule: messenger RNA, 2565 nt
Organism: Chelonoidis abingdonii (Abingdon island giant tortoise)
Lineage: Eukaryota; Metazoa; Chordata; Testudines; Testudinidae
Source: RefSeq, a predicted model, not a curated record